Lucilia sericata (common green bottle fly) is the source of this 1253-nucleotide messenger RNA. RefSeq names its product cyclin-dependent kinase 5 homolog. The record is from RefSeq and is a predicted model, not a curated record. NCBI's taxonomy places the organism in Eukaryota, Metazoa, Arthropoda, Insecta, Diptera, Calliphoridae. Gene Ontology annotation, molecular function: cyclin-dependent protein serine/threonine kinase activity; ATP binding. Gene Ontology annotation, biological process: protein phosphorylation; synaptic vesicle transport; axonogenesis. Gene Ontology annotation, cellular component: nucleus; cytoplasm.
CAACAUAACAAAAUAAUGCAAAAAUAUGAAAAAUUGGAAAAAAUCGGCGAAGGUACCUAUGGUACUGUAUUCAAAGGACGUAAUCGAGAAACUAUGGAAAUAGUUGCCCUUAAACGAGUACGUUUAGAUGAAGAUGACGAAGGUGUGCCAUCCUCAGCCUUGCGGGAAAUAUGCCUACUUAAAGAGUUGAAACAUAAAAACAUUGUUAGACUGUAUGAUGUUUUGCAUUCGGAAAAGAAACUUACACUGGUAUUCGAGCAUUGUGAUCAGGAUUUAAAGAAAUAUUUUGAUAGUCUUAAUGGCGAAAUCGAUAUGCAAGUUUGUCGCAGUUUUAUGCUGCAGCUAUUGAGAGGUUUGGGUUUUUGUCACAGCCGUAAUGUUUUGCAUAGGGAUUUGAAGCCACAAAAUUUAUUGAUCAACAAAAACGGAGAACUUAAGUUGGCUGAUUUUGGUUUGGCUAGAGCCUUUGGUAUACCGGUGAAAUGUUACUCGGCUGAAGUGGUUACUUUGUGGUAUCGCCCGCCUGAUGUAUUAUUUGGAGCAAAAUUAUAUACCACUAGUAUUGAUAUGUGGUCGGCUGGUUGCAUAUUUGCCGAAUUGGCAGAUGCCGGUAGGCCUUUGUUUCCCGGUUCAGAUGUUUUAGAUCAAUUAAUGAAAAUAUUUAGAGUAUUGGGUACACCCACCGAGGACACUUGGCCCGGUGUUUCUCAUCUCUCUGAUUAUGUUGCUUUACCGCAUUUUCCCGCUAUUACUUCUUGGAGUCAGAUUGUACCGCGUUUAAACUCCAAGGGACGUGAUUUGUUGCAAAAACUCCUCGUUUGUCGUCCAAAUCAACGUAUUAGCGCCGAACAGGCUAUGCAACAUCCAUAUUUUACCGAUGGCCAUUAGAUUUAGAGCAAUAUUUUAAAAGGAAUUCCACAUAGUUACAUAUAUUGUUUAGAUGUCCUGUUAAAGAAAAUUGUAAAUGGAAUUCUCCUGGUACCAAAAAAAAAAAAAAAAAUAAUUUACUUGUAUUUUAAGUUUUGUUAAUAGACAACUAUUCUUCAUUCACCAUUUCAGUAAAAUUGAUUUUUUUUAGUUCAUUAGUUUAUAAUUGUAUAAUUAAGACUUAAAUGUAAAUUUAUGAUAUUAACCAGCGCUAUAAUUUGUUUAAACUUUUAAGAAUAUUAUCUAUUACAACAAAUAUGUGUAAUUAUUUUAAAAAAGUAUAUACUAAAAUAAAUCAGUUUAAAGAAGAACUCUUGUAUGAAAAA